AUGCGUAACAGGAAGAUCAAAACUCUCGAGAAAGCGAUCAAGGACAAGAUUUUACACGACCCAAAUUUCUUUGAGCACUUUCUGUCGGGGCCUCCGGACAGGCUCGACACUGUCCUCAAGUACUGUCAGAGAAGCGGCGUCUAUGUACAGCGCAAGAACCACUGGAAUCCCAACACUAGAUUCACGCGAAGCUCCGGCGAUGGGACGCCUUUGCUUAGACUCUUAAACACAAUCGUCCGAGGUGUCCACUCCAUGACUCCCUCUGAUCCGAAUGUUCCUCUCGCCUUGUUCUUGAACCGGCCAACGAUGAAUAUUCCAGAGGAGGCAACGGAACACGAUUUACCCGAUUAUCUAUUAUUCGAUGGGACGACUCGAGGUUGGCAAGGAGUCCGAACAGCGGUCAAGGUUAUGACGCUACCCGAAUAUCGGAAGAUGGGAAUGCGCCACCUCUCGAUAUGCGCCGCAGAGACGUUCAAGGACCAGAUCGAUCGUCGACACAUCUAUUCCCUUAUGGUCUGCGGUACAGAAGCAACAUUUGUUCGAUUCGACAGAGCCGGGAUAUUGUAUUCAUCGGCGAUUGAUCUAUGCAAAAACGCUGAAACAUUCAUCCGCGCAUUUACUUCGCUCAUGAUACUUGACCGAGUGGACGAGGGGUACGACCCAUACUUUAGUACCAAAUUGGAUUCGAAUGGUUCCAUUGUCUAUUACCUCGACCUUCCUAUCGAAUCAGGGCACCCUCUGUUGGCUCCUGCCCAUGUCAAUUCCUCCACGCGCAAGUUCCAAGUGAAGGGAGUAAUCUAUCGCCACCCAGAAAUAGCUGGUAAUGGGACGACUGUACUACGCUUAUGUGAGGUUUUGAAGCCUAUUAGACGCGAGAUCAAGCCCAAACCUAGACGAGGAAAGGGAAAGAAGAAACGAAUCAAGCCAAUUCCUGUGGAAGAAGAACAGGAGGAGCGUAUUGGAGACACCUCCUACAUCCUGAAAAUUGCCUGGAGAGACACGGAAGCGUUAAAAGAAGCCGAUAUAUACGAGGAGGUGGACGGAAUGUAUGGUCUAGUACAGUAUAUUUGGGCUCGAGACAUCCCAAGGCCAUGUACUUGUACCGAGCCGGAAGCAGAGUGUCCUACAUGUGUGGUUGAAAUAGCCCAUAUUGAUGGACUGGAGACAUGUGACAAUCUUGCUAACAUCCAAUUUCCCGAGGCGUCAGGUAAUGACGGGAAGAAUAAGGAAGGGUCCAAACUGGAUACGAGUCAGUAUCGCCCGGCCCCGAUCAAACGACGGCACUACAUAUACUCGUAUGGCUUGAUGUCUAGUGUUGGAGUGCCCUUGGAAACAGCGAAAAAUCCCGAACAGUUCAUGAACGCGAUGCUAGAUGCAGUCUUGGGUUAUUGGCGCCUGUUCAACCUUGGAUAUAUCCACCGUGAUAUUAGCGAAGGCAAUAUUCUAAUGCUUGAACCCGGUCAGAAAUUCGUCUGGAGGGAAUGGGAGAACCCUGGCUUCGAGUUAUCUGAUAUCGAGGACGAAGACCUUAGACAGUCUGAAGAAAAGUUGCGAAAGGUCAUAGCCGAGCUGGACCGUGAUCCAGUAGGAGUAUUAAUUGACUAUGACCUAUGUGUGAGACAUUCAGCUGACACCCCUGUGGAAACCAAGAGCGAGACCGAGUUUCAUGCUUGCCGAAAGCGACCACGAGACACCCCCUUAACUCCAUGCAAGCGACAACGACGAGAUCUGACUAAAUGCUACUCGUUCCGAGACACUUCGGAGCCCCCUGGAGAUGGUAGCACAAGGGGGAUCGAUAUAGAUUACCGGGUGGGAACGUCUUCUUUCAUGUCGGCCUCGGCACUCGGUUCGACGUAUGGCAAGCCAUACCGACAUAGCUACCUUGACGACAUUGAAUCAUUCUUUUGGUCAAUCUAUCUAUUGACCGUCAGUCACGCUGGUAAUAAUGGACUAAAUGAAUACCAGGACGAAGAAAUAAAAAUGUUCGAUGAUCCUUCCAUGAAAAAGCUUGCAGAUUACAAGGCAGAGACACUCAGCGACCGGAAGAAUAUAUUCAAUCGACUUGGACUUUAUGAAAACAAGUGGGCGUAUAGCGCUGCGUUCUCGACAGCGUUGUUUGAGCUGGAAGACUUCGUGCGCGAAACAUGGGAAGAGGAAGACCCGGGAAUGACACCUGCCGAGGCGUUUGACAGGGUUACUACGACUUUAUUGGAUGCGAUUUCGAAUCCGCACGAACCCCGUCAGUGA
This is a messenger RNA of Rhizoctonia solani, 2247 nucleotides long. RefSeq names its product kinase domain protein. Bases 1 to 2247 code for a protein of 748 amino acids. The record is from RefSeq and is a predicted model, not a curated record. The transcript has 4 exons. NCBI's taxonomy places the organism in Eukaryota, Fungi, Basidiomycota, Agaricomycetes, Cantharellales, Ceratobasidiaceae.